Lepisosteus oculatus (spotted gar) is the source of this 4136-nucleotide messenger RNA. It is a transcript of the gene wsb1, whose product is annotated as WD repeat and SOCS box containing 1. The record is from RefSeq and is a predicted model, not a curated record. Gene Ontology annotation, biological process: intracellular signal transduction; protein polyubiquitination. Lineage: Eukaryota; Metazoa; Chordata; Actinopteri; Semionotiformes; Lepisosteidae. Gene Ontology annotation, molecular function: protein binding.
CAGUGUAGCAUAGCGUAGCAGUAGCUAGCGGUUCGCUGUCGUGUGUUGGGAGUAAAUUUUACAAAUUCUUUAAAAAAAAGGUUUAUUUUUUUUAGUGCGAAUGCUGUAAUUCCUUUGGAAAACGUAGUUUUUUGUGGUCAUAUCUCUUUCGAAGAAAAAAAUUGCCUUUUUUUAGAGGUAGAUUAAACAAAUUUAAAUUUAAGACUAGUCUGUAUAUCUCGCUAGACCAGACGUCGUCAGAAAAAAAAACCCAGGAAGUUUACUUCCUCCUAUCGUGCAUUUACAUUUUACAUACGAGAGGUUUAUAUUUAUAUAUAUUUUUGUAUUUGUUACGCCGCUUUAUUUUUUUAAGAAACUAGUUCUUUUUUAGAUGGCAAGCUUCCCAGAUUUUGUAAACGAAAAUGAAAUAGCCAAGGCUCAGUUCAUUGGGGAACUUCUAGUGCCGGUUGCUCCUUUCGAUCAGAAGUCCGGGCGGGAGACCUGGACUGUGGCUUUUGCUCCAGAUGGUUCCUACUUCGCUUGGUCUCAAGGGCAUCGCGUCGUGAGGCUUGUACCGUGGACAUCAUGCCUGAGCAACUUCUCCGUGGGCAGCACUGAUCUCUCCAGCGCGGCAGGGUCCCGGCGCCUGUCGAGGCAGAACAGCGAUGGGCAGCUGCAGAAGAACGUGCCGCGGGAGCACACCAUCGACUGCGGCGACAUCGUGUGGGGGCUGGCGUUCGGCUCCUCCGUUCCCGAGAAGCAGAGCCGCUGCGUCAACAUCGAGUGGCACCGCUUCAGAUUCGGCCAGGACCAGCUCCUGCUGGCCACCGGCCUCAACAACGGGCGCAUCAAGAUCUGGGACGUGUACACUGGUAAGCUGUUGCUAAACUUGAUGGACCACACAGAACUUGUGCGCGACCUGACCUUUGCUCCGGAUGGAAGCCUUAUGUUAGUGUCUGCCUCCAAAGACAAAACUCUGCGAGUCUGGGACCUGAAGGACGAUGGAAACAUGGUGAAAGUCCUGAGGGGCCAUCAGAACUGGGUGUACUGCUGCGCGUUCUCCCCCGACUCCUCGGUUCUGUGCUCGGUGGGGGCAGGUAAAGCGGUGUUCCUGUGGAACAUGGAUAAGUACACGCUGAUCCGGAAGCUGGAGGGCCAUCAUAAUGAUGUGGUGUCCUGCGAGUUCUCACCUGAUGGAGCCUUACUGGCAACUGCCUCGUACGAUACUCGUGUCAUUGUCUGGGACCCGCACACUGGGAGUGUGCUCCGGGAGUUCGGACACUUGUUUCCUCCUCCCUCACCAAUAUUCGCAGGAGGGGCAAAUGACCGGUGGGUGAGAUCAGUGGCCUUCUGUCAUGACGGGCUUCACAUUGCCAGCGUCACUGAUGACAAGUUGAUUCGGUUCUGGAGCAUCGAAGAGAAGUCUCCUCAGGCCAUUGCCCCACUGACAAAUGGACUGUGCAGUGCCUUCUCCACUGGAGGAAGUAUUUUAGCAGCUGGAACCCGUAACGGUAGCGUUCACUUCUGGGCAUGUCCACAGACCAUCGCCAGCCUCCAGCACCUCUGCCGCAUGGCUCUGCGCAGAGUGAUGCCCACCGACAAAGUGCGGAUGCUGCCCAUCCCACCGCCAAUGGUGGACUACCUGUCUUACAAAGCUAAUUAAACAAGCACGAUUGCACGCUAUUCAACCAAUGAAUUUCCUUUUUUCUUUUGAUAAAAGGGAAACUCCUCUCAUCAGAAACACCAUACUGUUUUUAUGAUGUUGCUACUUUUUUUUGUAUUUAUUUUUAAGUUUUAUUUUUCGCACUUGCACGCUUCAUGAAGUCAGAGGAUUUCAAGCGCCUGGUGCUUGACAGCUGCAAGAGAGGGGCAAUAGUGAUCAGCCAGCCUUACACAGUACAGUCUUCUCUUUGAGGUUGUUCACGUUCAUGCUGUCUUUCAUAGUAGUCUGAAACCUUUUCGGUACUUUUUCUGCGGAAGGCAAAAAGAAAUCUUCAUCCAAAACACAUUUCACAGUGAGGGAGAAAUCUGGUUAAUUGUGUGGUCUCACUAUGCUUCACGUGAACGAUUAAACUUGAAUGCCCUUAGCUGUCUUACACUGUCCAUAGAGAUGCACUUUACUUGACACCAUUGUUGUUAACUCAGUGGGUGAACUGUGCAUGUUGAUGCAAGUGUGAGAAGCUGGAUCUGUGGGGAAAUAUAUGUAAGGUGUUUGUUGUUAGAGGGAGUUCUGGGGUGAGGUCAAGAUUGUGGUCAGUGAAAAUGUUGACGUCUUUGACUGUAUGAAGAAUGCUCCCGAGAACAGUUGCAGGAGCUUAACGGUCUUUCAGGGACAGGGCUGUGCCUUUGUAAUGUGCCUCUGAGAUUACUCUUUACUCUUAACACUCGCUGCCCAAGCUCUUACACAAACGUGAAAUCCGAACUGUGGCUUUGAAAAGGUUAGAAACAUUAUUUCUGUGAAUUUACUAUGAAACACCAUCUCAUGGGCUGACCUUUGUCAGAUGUGUAUUUGCAACUGAAGAAAUGUGUAAAAUAGUGUAUGUAUAUGUGUAAAUAUGAAGCCAAAAGGCUUUGAUUUUUUUUUAUAUAUAGCCUUAGGAUUUUUUUUUCCCUUUCCUACUGCAUUUCUGAUCCAUGUUAGUCUGUAUAAAUAACUGUAUUAUGUAUAUAUAUAAAUAUCAAUUUUCUUUAGUGGGACGAUCAGUUUUAUGAUGUGUAAACAUUUUACUCAACAAUUUCAUCAAUACAGACAAGUACAGGUUUACCCCCCCUAGAAGCUAACAAUGUCUUGUCUUGCAGUUAACUCUUUCCACUUUAUCUCUUCAGUGUUAGUCAUGAAUCCUUUCGGUGCAGUAAAAAAUUCCACAUACUAAUCUUUUCUAGAUACUUAGAAAAAAAAUUGGUGUACUCUAAACAUGCAGUGUUUCUAAUCACCUUAAUGCUGCAAAUAUGAAAUGUUUUCUGAGCCAGAAGGAGGGAGAGUCUUGUUGAACUGCCAAAAUCACUACCAUGUCUGCAGCAUUAAACCUCCAGUAGCUUGAGAUGGUCUGUGAGGUAUUAGGUUAUGCAGUUAAGAGGGUGAAGACCUCAGAACAUCAAUAUAAUGUAACUUAAACUACUUCUAGAGAAGUAAGAUUUAGGUUUAUAAAUGACCCACGGUGACAGUAUGUGCUUAGACACAUGUAUCCAAAAUUACUUCACUCUUCAUGCAUGCAGUUCAGUUCUUCAAACUAGAGCACAAAGUACAUCAAUGUUUCUUCCUAGAACAAAAAAGUUGUACAUGCCAAAAGUAUUUUACUGAUCAGUAUUUCUGCAGAUGUUUGUGCAGAUCUUGUAUUGCUUGGGAUGUUGCUGUUGGUCUUUGUUUUAUGAUUUAUGAAGGGACUAUAUAUGAUAUCAAAACAAUGGAAUCUUUUGUUUGUGGGGAAAGGCAAGAUAAUUAAAGACUUUCAGGCUGUAUAGUAUUAAGUUUGUUUGAAGGUCAAAGUGUAAAAGAGAUGCCUGAUGAUCUGAAAACAGACGGGGACCCAACUGACCAUCUAAUUCAUAUGCUAUAUGGGGUGGCAGUUUGUCUGUGAUUUGCCCAUGUGAACACUAGGGAGGAAAUGAUAGUUUGUUUAGGAAGUUGUUCUGGUAGUUUUAGCAUUCUUUUUUAUUCUGAAGUAGCUGGAGUGUUAAAUGCAGAACUGUAGAAAACACAGUUCAAAUAGUGUUGGCAAUAAAUUCUCAAGGUCAUUGCUGAUGCCAAAGAUGCUUAAUAUUUUAAGAAAUCCUAUAAGUGGCAGUCAGUCUUUUUUCUUUUUCCAUUGACAUUUAAGCUUGAAGUUCUUUGUAUGUUCAUUUACUAAUUCUAAAUCUGUAUGUGCGAAAAUGAUUGAUUGGGGGAAAAAAGUGCUUCAUUCAAUGUUUAUGGGUCUUUCAGACCUUAUCGGUAAAAACAAUAUAACUCUUGCAACAUUUCAAUCAAGGGAUGUUGGUCUUAUCAUUGUAAGACAUUCUUCUGGGAAUAGUAUAAUGGUGUGGUCAACAGCCAAAGAUUUAAAAGAAACAUGUGUUUGUCAUUCUAUGUGCACUUACAGAUGUGAAGAUGAAUGUACGUUUUCCUGUUUUUUUUUGCUAUCUACGGAAAAAAGAAAAUAAAGUUUUGUUAAACCUGA